AAAAGGUUGUUCAUUUUCGUUGAUGUAAGACUCUUGCUUGUCACGUGACAAACCCGGAAGCCAACGAAGUAGCAAAAUGCCUGCUUAUCAUUCCAAGUUCACAGCGCCACCAAAGUUGGUUGGAAACAUGGCUCUUUUGCCAUUGCGUACAAGCUACAAAGGACCAGCUCCAAAGGACACUACAGACUUUGACAUCAUAGAUGAGGCUAUAUACUACUUCAAAGCAAAUAUUUUCUUCAGGACAUAUGAAAUUAAGAGUGAGGCUGAUAGGACAUUAAUAUACAUCACACUUUACAUCAGUGAAUGCCUGAAAAAAUUACAAAGGUGUCAGUCAAAGAAUGAUGGCCAGAAAGAGAUGUACACGCUGGGCAUCAUAAACUACCCAAUCCCUGGAGAGACAAAGUUCCCACUGAAUGCCAUGUUCGCGAAGCCUUCGAGCAAGGCUGAGGAAGAAACUAUGCGAUCGUACCUACAGCAGAUCAGACAGGAGGUCGGUGUGCGCAUGUGUGAGAAAGUCUUCGACCCACAGACUGAUAAACCCUCCAAGUGGUGGAUGUGCUUUGUGAAACGAAAGUUCAUGGAAAAAAGUCUAUCAGCUCCUGGCCAUUAGAACAUCAUAAGAGGAUUAGAACAAUUGCGAAAUGUUGAUAUUUUCAUACGAAUUAUGUUUAUUAACUUGCUUUUAAACAAGUCUCAUUCAUGAAUAAAAUAUCUAUCAGUGCUAACGAUAUUACACAUUCCGACCAGACAUGGAUUAAUGUGCAAUGACUGUUUGUAAGCAUUCUGAAAGUGUCAAUGAGCAGGUAUUGUUGCGACAUCUGUUUUGUUUUGUUCAUAUAACAUAUAUGGUUUGGCAUUCAAGUGUAAAAAAGAUUUUCUUAAUUUCAGCCUCUUUCGUUGUUCAAGGUAUGCCUUACUGAAUAUGCUCUAUAGUAUUGUAUAAAUUUGGCUUACUAGGUAUUAUACUUCACUUUUCAUACAUACAUACAUGUACAUGUAUAUACGAUAACUUAAAAUGAAUAAAAAAUCUAUAUUAAUA
Mya arenaria is the source of this 1039-nucleotide messenger RNA. RefSeq names its product actin-related protein 2/3 complex subunit 3-A-like. Gene Ontology annotation, molecular function: actin filament binding. Lineage: Eukaryota; Metazoa; Mollusca; Bivalvia; Myida; Myidae. The transcript has 7 exons. Gene Ontology annotation, cellular component: cytoskeleton; Arp2/3 protein complex. The coding region runs from base 77 to 610 and encodes 177 amino acids. The record is from RefSeq and is a predicted model, not a curated record. Gene Ontology annotation, biological process: Arp2/3 complex-mediated actin nucleation; regulation of actin filament polymerization.